ACAACCAAACACUUUGCACGGCUUGGUGCGUAAGGAUAUCAGAAACGUCGCUGUAUAUUUUGUCCAAUUUAACUAUAAAUGCAAUGGAGCUACGAUCAGGUAUUACAAAUAGAAUAGAACUAAGGUUUAUUUAUUUUAUUUCAUUGCAUUUUUUUGUCUCGCUCCGUGCAGUGAAACCACGCAUGUGUUGAUCUGUGCUGCAGUAACGUGCAUCAGUUCCUCUUUGACCUUAGAGAUAAUCUGCAUUCAGACCGAAGCUCCGAGAUAUUUGCUAGCUGCUGGAUUUUAAGGUUUUCCUGGGCGGCUGCGUUUAUGUAAUUUGUGUGAUGAUUUCUUAAGAUCUGGGAAGCUUGCUUUGAUUUGAUGAGUUCUGACUGCUGCAUAGCUGCAGAUCUCAUAUCGAACACAGAAUACGAAUACGACGUGCUAUGUGUGUAAUGUAUCACAGUGAAGGUACACAGUAAAUACAGGGACACAUCCGUCUGCAAUAAAGAAAGGGGGAAAAGAAGAUGGUGAUCAUGGCUCCUCCAAAUUUAACAUCCAAAUGCUCGACUGCGCUGGCGAAGCCUGUUUAUUCUUUAAGAAUGAUUCUGUGGUCCUUUCUAAUUGCUAAUCUUCCAACGAGCUCUCUACAAAAAGAAGAUGAUGACUAUGAAGAUUUCUCAUCAAACAAAACCUGGGUGUUGACUCCAAAGGUUUAUGAGAGUGAUGUCACUCACAUUUUAAAUAGCUUGCUGGAUGGAUAUGACAACAAGCUGAGACCAGAUAUAGGAGUCAAACCAACUAUCAUUCAAACAGACAUGUAUGUGAAUAGCAUUGGUCCUGUGAAUGCUAUAAAUAUGGAAUAUACAAUUGAUAUAUUUUUUGCACAAACCUGGUAUGAUAGACGUUUGAAAUUCAAUAGCACGAUGAAGGUGCUCCGGCUUAACAGUAAUAUGGUGGGCAAGAUUUGGAUCCCUGACACCUUCUUUCGGAACUCAAAAAAGGCAGAUGCUCAUUGGAUAACAACACCCAAUCGAAUGCUUAGGAUCUGGAACGAUGGGAGGAUACUGUAUACACUAAGGUUAACUAUUGAUGCUGAGUGCCAGUUAAAACUGAACAAUUUCCCCAUGGAUGAGCAUUCCUGUCCUCUGGAGUUCUCAAGCUAUGGCUAUCCAAGAGAAGAGAUUAUCUACCAGUGGAAGAGGAGCUCUGUUGAGAUUGGAGACACUCGAUCAUGGAGGCUUUACCAAUUCUCCUUUGUUGGCCUGAGAAAUACAACUGAGGUUGUGAAGACAACAUCAGGAGAUUAUGUGGUGAUGACAGUCUUCUUUGAACUAAGCAGGAGGAUGGGGUAUUUUACAAUUCAAACCUACAUUCCCUGCACUCUGAUUGUUGUGCUGUCCUGGGUGUCUUUCUGGAUUAAUAAGGAUGCAGUGCCUGCCAGAACAUCCUUAGGAAUCACAACUGUCCUGACAAUGACCACACUGAGUACAAUUGCCCGUAAAUCCCUUCCCAAAGUUUCCUAUGUGACUGCGAUGGAUUUGUUUGUCUCUGUUUGCUUUCUUUUCGUUUUCGCUGCUCUGAUUGAAUACGGGACCUUGCACUACUUUAUCAGCAACAGGAAACCGAGCAAACCGGGCAAGAAGAGGAAAAAUCCUCUCCUUCGGCUGUUUUCUUCAAAGACGCCCACUGUUGAUAUUCGACCACGCUCUGCCACAGCCAUUCAGAUGAACAAUGCCACGCACCUUCAGGAGAGAGAUGAGGAGUACGGGUACGAGUGUCUGGAUGGCAAGGACUGCUCCAGCUUCUUCUGCUGUUUUGAAGACUGCCGAUCAGGGGCAUGGCGGCACGGUCGAAUACACAUCCGCGUCUCCAAAAUUGACUCCUAUGCCCGCAUCUUCUUCCCUACUGCCUUUGGUUUGUUUAACCUAGUAUACUGGAUCUCGUAUCUCUAUCUUUAGGGUAAUAGAUGUAGCUGGCCUUAAUAUCAAAAUCCACUUGCAAGACCAUAUCUUUUUUGACCCCUUGUAUUGAUCUUAUUAUUAUUAUUAUUUUUGUAUUAUUAUUUUCCUAGUCUUAGUUUAGAUCGAACAAAAAUGUGUAGCAAAUUUCCAAAAGGAGCUGAAUUCUGUACAGAUGCAGCUAGACUGUAACAUUGUCUCAUUGAUACCUUCAUGGCUAGGACAGGUACAGAUUGACGAGACACAGUCAGAUGCUGUAACCUAAAUCCAGUGCUUGUGAAUGCAGCUCAGGAAGGUAUAGAGUCAGGCUUUCUCAUGCACGUUUCCAUUCUACUGUUACCUUUUUCUAGAGACCCCUAAACACAGGCUGCUGGAGUAAGCAAUGUCAUUGUCUGAUUAGCUUGUUGUCAAGAAAUACAAAUUACAGCCAAUAGGUCUGCAAGAUGAUUUUUUAGAUCCUUUUUUUAAUUUUUUUUUUUUAACAAUGGUUUAGUAUAUUUAAAAAAAUGUGUGCAAUGGCCAAUUGAAAGAGACUACUGUAUAGCAAAUGAACAAACCAGUAUUUAAAAAUAUUAAUCAGGAAGUCGUGCCUGCUUACCUGACUGUAAAAGCUUAAAGUGAUCACUCCUUGCCUUUAAUGGUGUGGACAGGGCUAUAAAAAUAUAUGGUCUAUAAUAAAAUGUAAAAAUGCUGUAAAUAUUUGAAUAGAAUGUAGUGGUUUCAAUUUACUGCAUGCAUUUUUCAGGCCAAAAAAAAGAAAAUAUGUACUAUGGUCUUUUGUUCUGUUGUCUAUGGAAAACUCCCUGUAAAUUAAACUGGAUUCAUUUUUUAAUUUUUUUCUCUGCCCAUUUCCAGUGCACAUUAAAUGUGAUCAGGUUAAUGCAGCAUCAGAUGUAAACUGUUCAAAGUGGGAUUUAAAAAAAAUAUAUAUAUACAUGAAUUGCAAACAAACCCUAGGAUUACAUUUUAAUCAUGGUGUCUCUAUCAUUAGAGCAGUUUUUUAAAAAAUCACUGAAAACAAAAACGAUGAUAUCUGAACACAAUUACUUGUAUACAAUUCCACAAUUGUUAUCUGCAUCGCAAGUGUUGCUUGUUUUGUAACUUGAUGCUUUACAAAAGCUGCUAAAAAUAAAUCUAAUCUUAGUUAAGUGGCCAUCAGUACACUGUAAAUCAUUGUUUUAAAGACAAUGUACUGGUACUGAGGCUGCAAUGUUGUACCCAGCCCCACUCUAGCUUUGCCUUGUCCUUCCAAUGAAUUUUCCCCUAGCGGUCAUUUUCUCAUUGUCCAUAUCCCUUCAUGUGUAGAAAUAUUAUUUGCUCUGGCAUGGCUUACAGUAAUCCAUCAUAUACAUGUUGUGUCCUAGCAUAGCAAGACUAUACCUGACAGAAAAAAAUGAACACAGGUGCAAAGGGCCCCAGAGCAACAAACUAAUAAUACAGAGAAAGCAUCUGAACUGUCAAAUGACUGAUGCGAUGAAAGGAAAAUGCUCAGUUUCUGGGACAGGUGAAUAGUUACUUGCAUCACUAAAAGGUGUGUGCUUUUUUCUUUAUUGGUAUAUCUGCCAGUACAACAUCUUAAAUCCCAAAGCCUGGGAAAAGCAAGGCUUUUGUUUUCAUUGGCUUUAAUGGCAUGGAUGAGUUGGGUUGAUUCUUUAUGCCUUAUGUUUUACGAGGAACACAGUGUGGAAAUGAUCAUCCAAUUGGAACGUUGUAAAUUGGGAACUGUACAUGAUACACUAGUUUCCUCUCAAGCAGUGUGAAAGCAAGAUUAGUUCUAUUGUAUAAUUUGCAUAAUUUCUAACCGUUAUCUGAUGCAUAACCUAUAAACUAACUAACAAACCUCCUGUUUAAUUCCUAUCGGAUUUUAUGAAACGCACAUAACUUCAUGAUACAUUCGAUAUAUUUGUUUGGUCUUCUCACUAAACUCAUCCUCUUUUUUUUAUUUGAAGCACUUGGAAGAGGGCAAACAUUUUGUGAUUAUAAAGUAAUAUUUUUUUAAAACAGAAUUGUUCGUCAAACUAUACAUUAUAUACAAUGUCAUAUGUAAAGCCUGCAGUCCAAAAUAAUUAAGUGUACUAUUGCAUUUAUUUGAAGUUUUCUUUUUUCUUUUUUUUUAGCCAAUCAAAACCAUUGAUUUACUUUAUUUAGCUGUUAAUGACUUCUGUGCAUGGCCUGGGGGAGGGUUCAAGAUCCACCGAUAGUGAAGGAUGAAAUGACACAGUAAUAUCUAUGGCAUUGCUUGUUUUGUGUAAGAUAUUACUGUUUGCCACUUUCCAGCAUUCUGCCUGACAAUCUGGGGCAGUCUUCUGAGUGGGAAAAUAUAAAUGUGUGACCCUAAAGAAAUAUUUUUGUUCCGCAAUUGUGGGUUAGAAUAAUUGAUUAAUUGAUUCCAAUCUGGCUCACCUACCACAAGUAGCAUUCUCUCAGAAUAUGUGGGUUUAGCUGCAUCAGAUCCUGCAGUGCCAAAUCCAAUGGAAUUCUGAUACUAUUUACUGGCAUAUAUUGUCAUUGAACAAAAAAAAAAAAUGCCUUUGCAUUUCUAAAUUGAAUUCGCUUCAACUACUCAACUUGGAUCACAUGUAAAUAAUAAUUUACAGAUGUUCUAGGUCCAUCAAGUAUAAGACAUAUCUCACAAAAAUCUCUUGGGGGUAAUGUUUUCAGUAAUAACUGAAUGAUAUGUUUUGCUCUUGAGUUGUCGACAAAGAAGAAACUGAUUAAUGAUUGUUCAGUUCUUCAAUAUAUACUGUAUGUACUUCAAAACCUUUUCACAAGGAAUUGCACUCAACUGUGGAAUUUUACAAUAAAAUUGUCGCAUUAAACAAUA
Molecule: messenger RNA, 4767 nt
Organism: Acipenser ruthenus (sterlet)
Lineage: Eukaryota; Metazoa; Chordata; Actinopteri; Acipenseriformes; Acipenseridae
Product: gamma-aminobutyric acid receptor subunit gamma-2
Exons: 10
Coding region: 510-1943 (477 amino acids)
Biological process (GO): chloride transport; nervous system process; regulation of postsynaptic membrane potential
Cellular component (GO): GABA-A receptor complex; dendrite membrane; synapse
Molecular function (GO): inhibitory extracellular ligand-gated monoatomic ion channel activity; GABA-A receptor activity; transmitter-gated monoatomic ion channel activity involved in regulation of postsynaptic membrane potential
Source: RefSeq, a predicted model, not a curated record